Molecule: messenger RNA, 1150 nt
Organism: Paramacrobiotus metropolitanus
Lineage: Eukaryota; Metazoa; Tardigrada; Eutardigrada; Parachela; Macrobiotidae
Exons: 5
Coding region: 134-931 (265 amino acids)
Source: RefSeq, a predicted model, not a curated record
CGUUUGCGGACCGUCCUAAUAAUUUCUAAAAAAGACGUGCUGCUCACUGCAUUGUUACGUAAAAUAAAAUUUUCGUUUUUAUUUGAUCGAACUACUUCUUUCUCUGAUCGGCACAGCUUAUAUCUGCCCAAAGAUGGAUUUAUCGACGACCGGCUGUUACACGUUUGAUGUGGACAAGGCGAAGACCUUCAAAGUGGCAACACCGAGAGAGCAGGAUGACGGCCGCAGGGAAGUUCUAAGCUGCGCAAUUGAAAUCCAAGCGAUUAUCUGUGGUGAUGAAAGUGAUACGGACGCCGGAUACCUUGUAGACGUGGAUUGCGAUCAAUUUGGAAAAUACAAAGGAUUUCUCUCCAUAACCGCUUGGAACUCAGCAGAAAGUCUGAAGACGGCUUUGAAGAAAGGCUGCAAAUGCAAAGGCUUGCCUGCGAUAUUCUGCAAAAUGAGCCAAAAUGACCUUCAAGAAUACGGCAAAUUUCUGACAAGCGAUUAUAUUCAGAAAGCCAAAGAACGCGGUGACCCUUUUGUACGAAAAAGAGUAAUCCGCCAUGGCCGGCAAGCGGACGGGGAUACUGUGGUUUUCGGCCCGGAAACUGCAUUUCGUAAAACUGAAGUGGGCGACUUCCAACGCGUCGACCUUUCCGCAACGGAAUUCGUUUGGGUUCCUGGAUCGCUGCCUGAGCUGUCUGUCCCUAAAACUUUACCGCCUGAUUAUGACGCUCUGUCGUUCCUGUCAUCUUUACUGCCAGAGAAAACAAUGCUUGGGCUCUGCAUGGCACUAGGGGGCGCUUAUGCUGGUUUUCAUUACGACGUUACCAUUGCAAAUUUCAAGCGAAUGCCGGUACUGUUCUUGUAUGGAGACACAAACUGCGGAAAAUCGUUUGUUGCCAGUAUGGUGUUGGAAAUGUUUGCGCAAGGCGCAUCUCAACUGUGAGACUUUAAAAGUACUACCGUAGCGGCACUGAGAGACUUCAUCACAACACAAAACCUUCCGGUUGUGAUACACGAUCCAGUCAGCCCAGAAAUUGUGAAGGCAGCAAUCGAAGACACCUACGAGAAGAAAGCGUUAGCGAAUAACACAGAACGGAAAUAUCCGCGGACUUCGGCAAUUAUUACGCUGAACUCUGAUGCACUGGCAGACUUUCGCAACUUU